Messenger RNA from Physella acuta, 1731 nucleotides. Its product is annotated as cilia- and flagella-associated protein 36-like. The record is from RefSeq and is a predicted model, not a curated record. NCBI's taxonomy places the organism in Eukaryota, Metazoa, Mollusca, Gastropoda, Physidae. Gene Ontology annotation, cellular component: ciliary base; axoneme.
AUGUUAGGACUCAACUCUGUAAGGGAGGGUAUCGAUGCAAAAGCGUCAUAUAGAUUCAAGAUGGCGACAUUAAACAAGUCGGAGUAUGUUCUAGAUGAGCUAGUGUGUUUUCUGAGCAACCCUUUGUUUCAAAUUCCAGUUCUUUCGUUUAUGGAAACCAAGUGUUUGAUAUUCAACCCUAGUAUUGAAGACACACCAAGUUACCAUGACAUUCAAGAAGAAUAUAGUAAAUUGGUAGAUUUACUGCUGGAAGGGUUUAGAACAGACACAGGAUUAUCCCAUGAGCAGAUCAUUGAAGCCAUGAAAACCAUCAUUUCAAAACCUGAGUUGAGGGAUGUAUUUCAGGUGUUGUACGAUCAAGUGGCCGCUACAUUGGACUACCAGCUGUUUGUGCGCAUCAUGACACAAAAAAACAUGGACCUGCAGCAGCAAGCUCUGCUGCUUAUCUCGCAGAUGCUGGGUGGGAACCUGCCUGAAAGUCUGAUGAAGGACAGCGCUGCUAGUAUAGGUGUGUCUUGGGGCAGUGGUCAGCCUAACUCUUCAGAUGAGGACCAGAUUCUGUUGGCAGCUUUGGCAACGUCUAAAGAAGAAUACGAGAGAGAGCGUGAACAGACUGAGGAGGAACAGGAUGAGCUGAAGUUGAUCAUUGAACUAUCACAAGCCACCAACAUCAUGCUACACCAUCCUGUCAAGAAGGAAGAAGAACAACUACAUGAUUCAUUUCAGAAAUCUUUGUCUUUGAAGGAUGGAUCUGGUGAAAGUCCCAAACCAUCUGUACCAAAACCAACCUCAGUUCCUCCCCCUGCCGUAUAUACAUCAAAAAAACAGUCAGCUCCCAUCACAGACACAAAGCCAAAGCCAGCAGCGAGCUCUGUAACAGACACAAAGCCAACAGCAAGCCCCAUCUCUAGCGCUGAUGCUGCUGCUGCGUGGAUGAAGUCGGCUGAGACUGAAGUGAAUUCUUCUGACGCUCAUUUAAAGGCUGUACAGGCAGCUGCUGCCAGCAUUGCUGGAGUGUCAGAGGAAGAGUUUAAAAAGAGAUCAGAGUUCUUACGCCAGCAGCGGGAUAAGCUCAUGGAGAUGAAGAGGAAAGAGCGAGUGAAAAAACUUUUAUCUGCGGAGCAGUCCCAGCCACAACGACCAGCUUCAGCACGGGCUGCCAGAGCUGCCUUAAGACAAGCUCAGGAACCCACCAAACCCACAGCUGAGGAGGAAGCUAAACUAGCUCUUCGUAAUACUAUUGCAAGAAACCUGAAGGCUGAAUUACUCAACAAAAAGUAAUUUUUUACUUGACAAAGUCAGAGAUUAUUCAGUUCGGUUAUUUUCUCAGUCUUUGAAUACUUAGCAUUUAUGUUUCUAUUUUUUAAGCUGUUACUUCUUUCACAGUUGUUUACUAUGUUCAAAUACAACAGGGGAGAUAACAAGAUUAAUUACUAGCAAUUUUACACAGCUGUAUUCACUGAUCUUUUCAUGCCUUAGAACUGACCAAUAACUCUGCUAAAGGACAGAUAAUGAAAACCAUAAGUUUUAGGAUAGGGCCUAUGCUAGAGUUAUUGCUUAAGUUUCCAAGCUAGUAAGUUAUACAUUCAGACCUACAAAUGAAUAAGAUAACUAUUCUGUCCUUGUCAUUUGACAUAGAAAUAUGUAUUGAUAGGGAAAACUCCAGUGAACUCAUGUAAAUAUUUUUGAAGAUAGUGUGUGGUGCUACUAAAAUCAGGUGUGGCUAGAAAA